ACAGACAGUCAAGUGGCCGCCGCGCUUCUCCAUUCUCACGUUCUCCAGCUGGACGCCGAGGCGAAGCCAUCCAUCCAUCCAAUCAAUCCUCCACUGGGCCCUUUAAACUCUCGUCCGUGAAUCGGCUGUUCGUCGUCUCCUCAUCUUUCUCUCCUUCAUCUCUCUCCAUCUUCCUCCCCAUCUCAACUCUCCCCCAACCACCGCCUCUCUCUGUGAUACCCUUCCCUUCCUUUCCUUUGCGCAGACACAUAACCACAAUGUCCAACAGCGUCAUCGUCGUGGGCGGCGGCCUUUCUGGCCUCAGUGCUGCACACACCAUCUACCUCGCCGGUGGCAACGUCACAGUGCUCGACAAGCAAGGUUUCUUUGGCGGAAACUCGACCAAGGCCACCUCCGGCAUCAACGGUGCCCUCACCCGAACCCAGGUCGACCACAAGAUUGCCGACAGCGUCAAGCAAUUCUACGAUGAUACCCUCAAGUCCGCUCGCGACAAGGCUCGCCCCGAUCUGAUCAAGGUCCUCACAUACAAGUCCGCCGCCGCCGUCGAGUGGCUCCAGGACGUCUUCAACCUCGACCUCACGCUCGUCUCGCGUCUUGGUGGCCACUCGCAGCCUCGUACGCACCGUGGCCACGAUGCCAAGUUCCCCGGUAUGGCCAUCACCUAUGCGCUCAUGCAGCGCCUGGAGGAGCUUGCCGAGAACGAGCCCGAGCGCGUCACCAUCAUCAAGAAGGCCCGAGUCACCAGCCUGAACAAGGAGGGCAACAAGGUCACCGGUGUCACCUACGAGCACAACGGCGAGUCCGCGUCGCUGGAAGGCCCCGUCAUCCUGGCCACCGGUGGGUACGCCGCAGACUUUACCGAUUCCUCGCUCCUCAAGCAGCACCGCCCCGACACCUUCGGCCUGGCCACCACAAACGGCACCCACGCCACUGGUGACGGCCAAAAGAUGGUCAUGGCCAUUGGCGGCAACGGAAUCGACAUGGACAAGGUCCAGGUUCACCCCACUGGUCUGGUCGACCCCAAGGACCCCGGCUCCAAGUGGAAGUUCCUGGCGGCCGAGGCCCUCCGUGGCGAGGGCGGUCUGCUCCUCAACGCUGACGGUGACCGUUUCUGCGACGAGCUCGGCCACCGCGACUACGUCUCGGGCAUGAUGUGGGACGAGAAGAAGAAGGACAAGUUCCCCAUCCGCCUCAUCCUCAACUCCAAGGCCUCCAACGUCCUCGACUUCCACACCCGCCACUACUCUGGCCGUGGCUUGAUGAAGAAGAUGACUGGCAAGGAGCUCGCCAAGGAGAUUGGCUGCAAGCCUGAGCACCUCCAAAAGACUUUCACCACCUACAACGCCAUUGCCGACGGCAAGCAGAAGGACCCCUGGGGCAAGAAGUUCUUCCACAACCUUCCCUUUGACAUCAACGACGACUACCACGUCGCCGUGAUGGAGCCCGUGCUCCACUUUACCAUGGGCGGCAUCGAGAUCAACGACAAGGCCGAGGUUCUCAACUCGGACAAGCAGCCCUUCGAGGGGCUGUACGCCUGCGGUGAGCUGGCGGGUGGUGUCCAUGGUGCCAACCGUCUUGGUGGCUCCUCGCUGCUCGGUUGCGUCGUGUACGGCCGCGUUGCUGGUGACACUGCUAGCAACUUCCUCUUCCGCAAGGCUCUCCAGGGCCAGACUGGCGCUGCCCAGCGUCUUGGCCAGAUCUCCCUCCAUCUUGACCCUUCGGCCCCUGGCAAGCUGACCGUCGAGUGGGCCAACGGCGGCGCCUCCGGCGCCGGCUCCGAGUCUCUCGCCCAGAAGGCCGCCACUUCCGCUGCAGGCCCCACGCCGGCCAAGGCCGACGGCGGUGCUGCCGCCAAGCCCAAGAAGCCCAGCGAGUUCAAGAUCCCCGAGAAGGAGUUCACUCUCGAGGAGGUGGCCAAGCACAACACCAAGGAAGAUCUCUGGGUCGUCGUCAAGGGCGUCGUCAUGGACCUCACCAACUGGCUGGACGAGCACCCCGGUGGUCCCCAGGCCAUCAUGAACUUUAUGGGACGCGACGCCACAGAGGAGUUUGAGAUGCUCCACGACGACGAGGUGAUCCCCAAGUAUGCGCCGCAACAAGUGAUUGGGCGGGUCAAGGGCGUCGAGCCCAGUUUGGAGUUUUGAGAAAAGCCGGGUCGAGUUCGAAAUAUGUACGAGGGCUAUCAUGUCCCGGAUUCUUGGAUAAGGGCGUUUGAUGUAUUGAUAGUUUGAUGAAUGCAUGCAGCAUUGCUUUGCCCCAACUCUUGCUAAAUUCCAGUCGCGCAUGUGG
Molecule: messenger RNA, 2289 nt
Organism: Emericellopsis atlantica
Lineage: Eukaryota; Fungi; Ascomycota; Sordariomycetes; Hypocreales; Bionectriaceae
Product: flavocytochrome c
Exons: 3
Coding region: 258-2144 (628 amino acids)
Molecular function (GO): oxidoreductase activity; FMN binding
Source: RefSeq, a predicted model, not a curated record